CUCAACGAUUCUAUGAAAAUCAUUAUUUUUUAAAAGAGCUGUUCCUCUUCAUGAUCCCACGGACCGCGCCCGUAACACGUCAUUAGCGGGGUCCAGGCCACACGCUCAGCAAACGUCCGUUCGGCCUCGUGGACAUAUCGCCAGCAAGGAGCCCGGCUGUGUGUAAAUCACUUUCGAAGCUGUCGUUGCCGCUAGACGCAUCUUCCGGGGGGGAGAUUGGCUCCCGACUGUCUGUCAAGUGCAUCUCAAGGGGUGUGCGGGAUGUCAUUUUAGAACUUCCCGUCGAGCGCACAUAGCUGCUGCCUUCACUUCCUCUUCCGUCACUAGCAUGACGAUUUCCACGCGCAUCCGUAGCGAGCUGUUCACAACGACCAAGCCGAGCGUUGACAUUGAGCCUGCGAGUCCGCAGCUCAUCCGGCUACCGCUCACUCGACCACCAGAUGCGCCCAACAAGAGCAAGAACACCAACAAGAAAAGUAAAAAGCCAACGAAGUACAAGGUGAAGGUUGAACCGGGCGAUCGACAAACGCCGCAUCGCCACGGUUUGCCCUGGACGACCGACGAGCACGACCGGUUCUUACAGGGACUAGAGCGCUACCCGUGUGGUCCGUGGAAAGCCAUCGCCGCCUUCGUGGGCACCCGUACGCCACGCCAGACCAUGACGCAUGCGCAAAAGUACCGCCAGAAGAUCCAACGUCGCCGUCGCGGGCUCUUGACGUCUUCACGGCAACCGGUGCCCGUGACGUCGGAGCUGUACGGCGGACUCACGAUCGCCGCUAACGUUACAGACUGCGAUACAGUUGCAGGCACGCCGACGUCGGUGGACGUCGCUGUACUAAAAUCGACCAACCAGAUGGCUCCACUCGAGAGUAACUGGUUCGACAAGGUGGAGGUUUGUGAGCUAGACGCAGCGUUUCAAGCGUUCCUCGAGGUCUACGACCCCAUUCAAUUCCCCAUUGACGACGGCAUUAGUGCCGUCAGUGCGUUCAGUGUCGACGUUGACUGCAACGUCUCCAUGGAUGAUGGCGCAUCCAUCGUGCUGUAAAGAUUACUACAAUUUGCUUGUCAAUAGCAAUACCGUAACUGUAACUAUAAGUAAAAUCAUUGGUUGAAAUUAGAUCCAAACAGCAUUCCAUUGGUUGAAAAAAUCG
Messenger RNA from Phytophthora nicotianae INRA-310, 1151 nucleotides. RefSeq lists its product as hypothetical. The record is from RefSeq and is a predicted model, not a curated record. Gene Ontology annotation, molecular function: DNA binding. The transcript has a single exon. Lineage: Eukaryota; Oomycota; Peronosporomycetes; Peronosporales; Peronosporaceae. The coding region runs from base 329 to 1045 and encodes 238 amino acids.